CAAAACGCCUCUUGCAGACCAACCCACGUCCCCAAGUCUCUCUCUCUCUCUCUAUCUAUCUAUCUCUCCGUCUCUCUGUUAAGCUUCUGUUCCUUCAUUUCCUCUUUGGAUUUGGAUGACAAACCAAACCGGUGGUGCUACCACCAUGACAGUGGAGAAAACCACCUUGCACCGUCCUAAAUUCGGAUCCUUCCUGCACUCCGAACCCACCUCGCUUUACAUCGUCGGCGCCCAGGACUUCUCCGUUGACAAUGGCUUUUCCCACCACCACCAGCGCCACAGCAACGUCGAUGCAACCGCGGGGGGCCUCGAAAGCGCCCUCUCCAGCAACAAUAGCUCGCCUUACUUGAUGUCUCCCUGGAGCCAGCAAGCCCCCGACACCUCCCCGUACUCCAAAUCUCCCUGGUUCCUCUCGUCGUCCAUCGCUCCUCCUGGUUUCCACGAAUACGAUGACCAUGGCUUUCCGCCGCACGGCCUCAUUGGCUCGCUCGUACGUGAAGAAGGGCAUAUAUAUUCGCUCGCCGUGUCUGAAGAUUUGUUGUACACGGGUUCCGAUAGCAAGAACAUAAGGGUGUGGAAAAAUUUAAAGGAUUUCGCUGGGUUCAAAUCGAGCAGUGGACUGGUGAAGGCCAUCGUGAUUUCUGGGGACAAGAUUUUUACGGGACACCAGGAUGGGAAAAUCAGGGUGUGGAAGUUUACGCAGAAGAAUCCAACCUCUUACAAACGCAUCGGGAGUUUGCCGACCCUAAAGGAUUACGUGAAAAGCUCCAUGAAUCCGAAGAAUUAUGUCGAAGUCCGGCGGCGCAAGAACAAGGUGAAAAUCAAGCAUUUUGAUGCCGUUUCGAGUUUAAGCCUGGUGGAAGAUCAAGGAUUGUUAUACUCCGGCUCGUGGGACAAGACGCUUAAGGUUUGGAGGUUAUCGGAUUCAAAAUGCUUGGAAUCGAUCCACGCCCACGAGGACGCCGUCAACUCGGUGGUCGCCGGGUUAUACUGCUUCGUUUUCACGGGAUCCGCCGAUGGCACGGUGAAGAUGUGGAGGAGAGAAAUGGUGGGAAAAGGGAAAACAAACCACCUUCUGGAUCGCAUUCUUCUGAGGCAGGAAAACGCCGUAACGGCCUUGGCAGUGAACCGCGAGUCCAGUGUGGUGUACUGUGGGUCGUCCGAUGGGUUGUUGAACUUCUGGGAAGCAGACGGAAAGGGAAACCUCUUUCACGGUGGUGUUCUUAAAGGUCACAAGCUAGCCGUUCUUUGCGUUGCCGCCGGCGGUAACCUCGUGUUCAGCGGCUCAGCGGAUAAGAACAUAUGCGUGUGGAAGCGAGAGGACAGCGGAACCCACUCGUGCCUCUCGGUUCUUACGGGUCACACCGGACCCGUCAAAUGCAUCGCCGUGGAAGAAGAAAGAGCUGAAGUAUCGGAAGAAGAUGAAUGCAAACAGGAUUAUCAUCAUCGGUGUCCUACGACGGAGGGAGGAAGACGAUGGAUAGUGUACACGGGGAGCUUAGACAAUUCAGUGAAGGUGUGGCGCGUACCGGAGCACGCGCCGGAGUUGAGGAUGUUCCAAGGGUUAGUGAGUAAAGCCAGUGGUUCAUCUUUACCUGGAGGGAUUGAUAACAGGUGGCACUUUCAAAGUGAAAGUUAGUGAGGAUAAAAGUGUUGACAAUGCUCUCCACAUGGACGAGGAGAUCACGCUCAGCCAGAGUAAAAGUGGUAGGACUGAAGUAGGAUGUGUAUGUUAAUUACGCUGGAGUCCCCCACCAAUGCAUCUCAAAACUUGCCUCGAUGAUAUAUAUGUUGUUUUUGUAUGAUUUUUUUUUUAGUUUUUUAAUUAACCUAUCACUGGUCUUUAAACAUAUAUGAUCUUAUUUUCAUUAAUAUGAGAGGAGAGAGGAUCACGUAUAAAAAGCUUAGAAACUAGCGGUGAAGGUGUUAAAACAAGCGUAGAGCUAGAGGUUCGGGGCAAAAGGGUAAACAAGGAAGAGGUUAUUGUGAAAGUGAGUGAUUGGAGUUCUAGCUCGAAGCUAAACAAGUACUCUCUUUGUUUUUUA
This is a messenger RNA of Prosopis cineraria, 2045 nucleotides long. RefSeq names its product protein JINGUBANG-like. Bases 116 to 1639 code for a protein of 507 amino acids. The record is from RefSeq and is a predicted model, not a curated record. NCBI's taxonomy places the organism in Eukaryota, Viridiplantae, Streptophyta, Magnoliopsida, Fabales, Fabaceae. The transcript has a single exon. Gene Ontology annotation, molecular function: protein binding.